Molecule: messenger RNA, 5337 nt
Organism: Myotis myotis
Lineage: Eukaryota; Metazoa; Chordata; Mammalia; Chiroptera; Vespertilionidae
Gene: GAREM2
Product: GRB2 associated regulator of MAPK1 subtype 2
Exons: 6
Coding region: 106-2724 (872 amino acids)
Source: RefSeq, a predicted model, not a curated record
CGGCCCGGCCGGGCGGCCAGGCGGGGAGCGCGGCGGCCCCCGGAGGUGGCGGCGGGCGCGCAGCCCGGGCCGCGCGGGACCGGCCGCCGUCGGGGCGCGCAUGCCAUGGAGAAGCUGGCGGCCGGGCUGGCCGGCCUGCGCUGGAGCAUGGGCGCCUUCCCGCUGGACCUCAUCGUCAGCCGCUGCCGCCUGCCCACGCUCGCCUGCCUCGGGCCAGGGGAGUAUGCUGAGGGCGUCAGUGAGCGAGACAUCCUGCUCAUUCACUCCUGCCGCCAGUGGACAACAGUGACAGCUCACACCCUGGAGGAAGGCCACUAUGUCAUCGGGCCCAAGAUUGACAUCCCCCUGCAGUACCCAGGGAAGUUCAAGCUCCUGGAGCAGGCCCGGGAUGUGCGGGAGCCAGUGAGGUACUUCAGCAGCGUGGAGGAGGUGGCCAGCGUCUUUCCUGACCGCAUCUUUGUGAUGGAAGCCAUCACCUUCAGUGUCAAGGUGGUGUCGGGAGAGUUCAGCGAGGACAGCGAGGUGUACAACUUCACGCUGCACGCGGGCGACGAGCUCACGCUCAUGGGCCAGGCGGAGAUCCUGUGCGCCAAGACCACCAAGGAGCGCUCGCGCUUCACGUCCUUGCUGCGCAAGCUGGGCCGGGCGGGGGCGCUGGCCGGGGUGGGCGGGCCGGGCGGCGCCGGGGCCGCGGGCGGGGGCGCCCGGCCCGUCAAAGGCAAGAUGCCCUGCCUCAUCUGCAUGAACCACCGCACCAACGAGAGCCUGAGCCUGCCCUUCCAGUGCCAGGGCCGCUUCAGCACGCGCAGCCCGCUGGAGCUGCAGAUGCAGGAGGGCGAGCACACGGUGCGCGCCAUCAUCGAGCGCGUGCGGCUGCCGGUGAACGUGCUGGUGCCCAGCCGGCCGCCGCGCAACCCCUACGACCUGCACCCGGUGCGCGAGGGCCACUGCUACAAGCUGGUCAGCAUCAUCUCCAAGACCGUGGUGCUGGGGCUGGCGCUGCGCCGCGAGGGCCCGGCGCCGCUGCACUUCCUGCUGCUCACCGACACGCCGCGCUUCGCGCUGCCGCAGGGCCUGCUGGCGGGGGACCCGCGCGUGGAGCGCCUGGUGCGCGACAGCGCCUCCUACUGCCGCGAGCGCUUCGACCCCGACGAGUACUCCACGGCCGUGCGCGAGGCGCCCGCCGAGCUGGCCGACGACGGCGCCAGCCCCCGCCGCGCGCGCCUCUGCCUGCCCGCGCCCCCGCGGGGCCCCGCGCCCGCCCGCGCGCCCAGCCCGCCCGGCCCGCCCCGCGACGGCGACCAGGAGUACGUGAGCCCCGACUGGGCCGGCGCGCCCGAGCCCGCCGCCUCGCCCGCCGAGAUCCCCUACGAGGAGCUGUGGGCGCACCAGGCGGCCGAGGGCCUGGCGGAGGGCCGCCCCCGGCCGCCCCCGGGCCCCGACCUCAUCAACUUCGGCACCGGCCCGCCCCGCCUGGAGCCCGAGGCGCCGCCGCCUCCCGUCCCUCCCAAGUCCGAAGCUGUGAAGGAGGAGUGCCGGCUUCUCAACGCCCCGCCCGUGCCGCCCCGGGGUGGCAGUGGCAGCGGCUGGCUCCCUGGCAGCCCCCCGGUACCCCCACGCUUCCCCAAGCUGCAGCCUGUCCACUCGCCCAGCUCCAGCCUCUCCUACUACUCCUCUGGCCUCCAGGAUGGGACGGGUUCCCGCAGUGGCAGUGGCUCCCCGUCACCAGAUGCCUACUCCCUGUAUUGCUACCCGUGCACCUGGGGAGACUGCAAAGUGGGCGAGUCCUCUAGCCGCCCCCCACCGCCGGGACCCCUGCCCUCCACCACGCAGCCCAGCCAGGCCCCACGGGCCCUCGCAGAGCCCCUGAGCAGUCGAGCUGCCUCCCUCUUGGGGGCUGACGCCCCUGCCAAGACCUACCACGGCUGCCCGCCCCCCCUUCUCAAGCCCUCUCACCCCCAGAAACGCUUUGCUCCGUUUGGAGCCCUCAACCCCUUUUCCGGGCCUGCCUACUCCUCAGGCCCUUCAGCGGCCUCCUCUUCGGGGCCCACGACCGUCUCGGCCGCCCUGGCUACCUCCAGCCCUGCGUGCUCCCCAGGCCCGGGCUCCCCAGGCCCGGCCUAUUCGGCUGCACCCACCUCCUCCUGUCCCACCUCCUCCUCCUCCUCCUCUGAGUGGCAGGAAUCGGCCCUGGAGCCCUUUGACCCCUUUGAGCUGGGGCAGGGAGGUUCUCCAGAGCCGGAGUUGCUGCGCUGUCAGGAGCCCAGAGCUGUGGGGGUACCUGGGCCUGGACCCCGCCUUUCACCUCUUGGACCCCCCAAGGCCUUUGAGCCUGAAGGGUUAGUGUUACGGCAGGUCCCCACUCCACUGUCACCAGCGGCCCCGAAGGGGCCCAAGGCAGGUGGAGCACGCCUCCUUCUCACCCAAGGGCGCCUGGAAGGGCCUCCUGCCAGUCCCCGGGAGGGCGCCACAGGCUGGGGCGGCCGGGAGGCCUCCUGGCAGCCCCCCGCCGACCUGUCUGCGCUCUCUCUGGAGGAGGUCUCUCGCAGCCUGCGUUUCAUCGGGCUCUCCGAGGACGUGGUGAGCUUCUUUGCCCGAGAACGGAUCGAUGGCAGUAUCUUUGUGCAGCUCAGUGAGGACAUCCUGGCUGACGACUUCCACCUCACCAAGCUUCAGGUCAAGAAGAUCAUGCAGUUCAUCAAAGGCUGGCGGCCCAAGAUCUGACCUUGCCAGCUUGUAGCUGCGCAACCGGAAGGCUGGCACAGAGGCCCGAGGCCAGCCACGGUCUGCAGGGGACAGUGCUGCCUGUGAGGGUGCCAGGUAGCCACUCUGUGAAUCCAGGGGAGCCACACUUGGAAAUGGGGUCCUCUGGGACCAGACCCCUGCAUGGGGACGGCUUGCCUUGGAGUGUGCAGAGGACAGUGUGCCGCACCUGCACCUGGUGAGGCACUGGCUGACUCCCAUGGUGGGGUCAAAAGCUGGCCUCAUGGUGACCUAACACCGUCCCACACUCUGAAGAUCCUCACAGACAACUCGCACUUCUCCAGUUUGUAGGUGCCGGUCAGCAGGAAGGGAGUCCGUAAUUUAAGCACAAAUCCCCCAAGUGCCCUCUCUCUGUGCUCUGGGGGCUUUUGGCCUAAGCUGCCCCAGGGUCGGGGUGCCAAUUUCAGGACCUCUGCGCUGCGAUGCCCUUCCCUCCCCGCCUCUGCUGCAGCUUGAGUAGGUCCCUGGCCCUGAGCACAGGUGUAUCCAGUACAAGCCCGUGCCUUUCACCUCAGAGCCCCGCUCCAGGUUCUGGUUCGCGGGCGCUGACUUUGGAAGAGCACAGUGCUGCUGUUAAUGGACGUAGCUCAUUAGGGAGGCAGAUGCCUACUGGCGCCCUGGGUUCUCCUGAGCUCAGUGCAACUAGCCCUCAUCCUGCCAGGGUGGGUCCAGUCUGCGAAGACUCAGACCCCACGGAAGAGCAGGCUGAUCAGUCGGCUGCUCCUUGAUUCUGACAAGUGGCUUUCAAUCACUCCCACCUGCACUGGCCUCCUGCCUCCAUCACUUGACUCUGGCAAACACCUGGUGUCCCCUGGUUUCCUGUCAAUAGUCGCAGGUGGGAUGGGUGGGAGGCAGCACAGUGGCUUGGGAAGACCUGCUCUUGCUCACGUGCUUUCGGACAGGCCUUUGGGCCCUGGAUCUCGAGCAUGGUGGUCCAUGGCACCCAGGGCAGGUUGGUUGUUGUGUGCAACUGCCCGUCGUCCCCCAUGCUCUUCCCGUCUCACCUGCCCAGACCACAUUACUUCUCAUGCUCACUAGGGCCAGGCCCCAGAGGUACCAGCCUUCUGCCUUACCCAGCCGACCUAGAUAUUUAUUUCCUGCCUUGAGAAUAGCAAAGCCAUGCUGGUGCCUGUGCCCCAAGCAGGCCUCCUCAGCUCUGAGGGAAGGGAGUCAGGAAACAGCACAGAGACCGAUGUGGAGACAUUGGGUUUCCUUGCUGAUCAGGUAAUGAAUCCCCGAGGACUCGUGAAAUAAACGCUAGACGCUGAGGACAGUGCCGGUGCAACUCCGCUGUCGGCUGCUUUCUUCCCGUGAAGGAAUGGUGGGCAUGCCCCACAGGAGAGGACUUGGGAUGGUGUGUGCCUGCAGCCCAUCCAGUGUCCCCAGAAAAGGCUGGUAGUGCUGCCCCGAUUCCCUGCAAAAGCCCCUCACAAGCCCCUGCCCUAAAGAACUUUUUAGCUCCCACAGCUGUUCCAAUGGAAUUCACACCUAGCUAGUGCUGUUCAGUGGAAGGACCAGACUUCAAAGCUCCAUGCCACCAGCCUGGGCCCAGGUUCAACUUCCUGCGCUGGCAGACCGCCUGCUUUGAGGCGCUCAGAGCCCCAUGUUCUAAAGCCUGUUUUUUGUUUUUUUUUUAAAGAUUUUUUUAAUUGAUAUCAGAGAGGAAGGGAGAGGCAGAUAGAAACAUCAGUGAUGAGAGAGACUCAUUGAUCCACUGCCUCCUGCACACCCCCUACUGGGGAUUGAGCCUGCAACCCGGGCAUGUGCCCUUGACUAGAAUUGAACCCAGGACCCUUCAGUUCACAGGCUGACGCUCUAUCCACUGAGCCAAACUAGCGAGGGCCUGAAGCCUGUUAAUGGCUGUGGUGCAAGGAUCAGUUCUCUACCUGCGGACUGGUCAUCUGAAAACCCCAACUCAGAGACGACUUGGUUUUAGAGCCUGGCUUCCUAGCAACCGUCAGUGUUUAGUAGAGCCAGAGUUAAGGUCCUUGCCUGGCAGUCCCAACAACAGAACUGGUCCAGGCAAUGUCUGAAGUACUUGUUGCACUCAAACUGGCACAGAGGCAGGAGGAACCGGUAACUUCUCAAAGUUGAGAAGGCGCAGUGAUGGGACAUGAAUGAUUCCGCACACACUCAGCGUGGAUCCUUCUGCCAGAACGAGCUAAGAGCCUCGAUGCUGUUUACCCAGACUGGGCCCUGCUUCUGCCAGAACAUGAGUGUAGGAACUUCCCACAGCAGAGGGCAGGGCGUAGGGGAGGAGAGGAGGGUCUCGCAGAGUGGAGGAGGUGGUGGGCUGACUCAGCAUCCCCUGUACUACUCACAUGUGCAGGCAUUUCCCAUGCUGAGGUGCAGCUGAGAGGUGCAGGAAUCAGUGACCAGGAAAAUGUGAUCUCCUCUGAUUAAUGCCAACCUUCCCACAAACACCCUGAGAAGCAUGUGUGAAUGUGUCACACCAAGAGAAAACUGGGUAAAACUGCAACGAGGAAAUGCAGUCUAGGGAGAGUGUUUUAUCCUGGUCCUCCAUACCUGGUUAGUCAGGGCCACUUCCCACUGUAAGCAGGAGCCCAGCCAAAG